GCGGGAGGCCGCUGCGGGGAGCACGCGUGAGAAGCUGCAGGGUCGGGUGGAGAAGUGCACAAAGGUGGAGAGGAACGUAGAGACGCAGGCUGCUGGGAGUAAAGACCACACAGAUGGAGAGGGCUCAGAAGCUGGGAACCAAUGUGCUUGUGAAACUGAACACGACAAAAGUAUGGAUAUGGGAAACCAACAUCCUUCUAUUAGUAGGCUUCAGGAAAUCCAAAAGGAAGUAAAAAGCAUAGAACAGCAAGUAGUUGGCUUCAGUGGUCUGCCAGAUGACAAGAAUUACAAGAAACUGGAGAGGUUUCUAACAAAACAACUGUUUGAAAUAGACUCUGUAGAUACUGAAGGGAAAGGAGACAUUCAGCAAGCUAGGAAGAGGGCAGCACAGGAGACAGAGCGUCUUCUCAAAGAGUUGGAGCAGAAUGCAAACCACCCACACCGGAUUGAAAUACAGAACAUUUUUAAGGAAGCCCAGUCCCUUGUGAGAGAGAAAAUCGUGCCAUUUCAUACUGGAGGCAACUGCGUAACUGAUGAAUUUGAAGAAGGCAUCCAGGAUAUCAUUCUGAGGCUGACACAUGUUAAAACUGGAGGGAAGAUCUCCUUGCGGAAAGCAAGGUAUCACACUUUAACCAAAAUCUGUGCAGUGCAAGAGAUUAUUGAAGACUGCAUGAAAAAGCAGCCUUCCCUGCCACUCUCUGAGGAUGUGCAUCCUUCUGUGGCCAAAAUUAACUCUGUGAUGUGUGAAGUGAACAAGGCCAGAGGCACUCUGAUUGCACUUCUGAUGGGAGUGAACAAUAAUGAGACUUGCAGGCACUUAUCCUGUGUGCUGUCAGGGUUGAUUGCAGAUCUGGAUGCUUUAGAUGUGUGCGGGCGUACGGAAAUCAGAAAUUAUCGAAGGGAGGUAGUAGAAGAUAUCAACAAAUUAUUGAAAUAUUUGGAUUUGGAAGAGGAAGCAGAUACUACCAAAGCAUUUGACCUGGGACAGAAUCAUUCCAUUUUAAAGAUAGAAAAGGUCCUCAAGAGAAUGAGAGAAAUAAAAAAUGAACUUCUCCAAGCACAGAACCCUUCUGAAUUGUACCUGAGCUCCAAGACAGAAUUGCAGGGUUUGAUUGGACAGCUGGACGAGGUAAGUCUAGAAAAAAACCCCUGCAUCCGGGAAGCCAGGAGGAGAGCCGUGAUCAAGGUGCAAACCCUGAUCACUUACAUUGACCUGAAGGAGGCGCUUGAGAAAAGAAAGUUUUUUGCUUGUGAGGAGCACCCAUCUCAUACAGCAGUCUGGAACGUCCUUGAAAACUUGUCAGAGAUCCAGGAAGAAGUUCUUUCAUUUGAUGGCAAUCGAGCCGAUAAGAACUACAUCCGGCUGGAGGAGCUGCUCACCAAGCAGCUGCUGGCGCUGGAUGCUGUGGAUCCGCAGGGAGAAGAGAAGUGUAAGGCUGCCAGGAAACAGGCGGUGAAGCUUGCCCAGAAUAUUCUCAGCUAUCUCGACUUGAAAUCCGAUGAAUGGGAGUACUAAAAUACCAGAGAUCUCGCGUUUGAUAUUGCUUGUUUUGCACUUUAUAUACACUUCUAUGUAUUUAUAGAGACCUUUCAGUUCAUUGAGCCUAAAUGUGAUUUAUACGUGCAUAUUUCAAUCUCAGUAUUUAUGAUUUAAGCAAAAUUAUAUUCAGUAUCUCUGCUGCUUUUGACGUUUCAAAACAAAUAUCAUUACAGCACAUUAACUUUUCCAUUUGGAUCAUUAUCUGUAUGAUGUGGUGUGGUUUGUCCUUUUUAUUUUAUUUUAUUUUAUUUUUUUGCGUUUUUAGUCAGAAAA
Microcebus murinus (gray mouse lemur) is the source of this 1813-nucleotide messenger RNA. Its product is annotated as BAG family molecular chaperone regulator 5-like. Gene Ontology annotation, molecular function: adenyl-nucleotide exchange factor activity; protein-folding chaperone binding. Gene Ontology annotation, biological process: regulation of inclusion body assembly; negative regulation of protein ubiquitination; protein stabilization. The record is from RefSeq and is a predicted model, not a curated record. Lineage: Eukaryota; Metazoa; Chordata; Mammalia; Primates; Cheirogaleidae. Gene Ontology annotation, cellular component: membrane; cytosol; cytoplasm.